Habropoda laboriosa is the source of this 1035-nucleotide messenger RNA. Its product is annotated as lateral signaling target protein 2 homolog. The coding region runs from base 1 to 1035 and encodes 344 amino acids. Lineage: Eukaryota; Metazoa; Arthropoda; Insecta; Hymenoptera; Apidae. The record is from RefSeq and is a predicted model, not a curated record. The transcript has 4 exons.
AUGACGGUGACUCCGUCGACUUCCGAUGUCGCUGACAAGGCAGUAUCGACGGACGACGGUGGCAGCGGAAUAGAGGUGACACGUCUCGAAGCGGUUCUAGCUGCUCUCGUGGAAACGAAGGUGGAAGCGAUUAAAGCUUCCUCGGCGUUGAGUAAGCGUUCCGGUAGCGCGCCGGCCAGUCCUCGCCGGCAUAGACUAACUUCUACUUCGACUGCCUCCUCUUCGUUGAAUCACCAACAUCGAAGGAAGAGUCAUCAUCAUCACCAUCACCAUCAUCACCAUCAUCACCAUCACCAUCAUCAUCACCACCACCGCAAGAGGCAUGAUUCCGCUCCGUGCAACGAGUUCAUUGGAGAUGUUGCAGAUCAUCAGCACAAUGCUCAUCAUGGUAAAACCAGGCGAAAAGCAUCAGAGAGCCCACGACGUCCAAGAAAGAAGCGUAAACAUUCAAAAAGCCCGAACAUCAUUCACGGUGUUGUCCGGGACGUCCAAGCUGGUCUUGAUUCACGUUUAGAACUUUUUGGAAUGGAUGGUGAUCAAGACCUUACAUUGAUAAACUUCGAAAGGACUCGAGAGACUCUUAGCGAUUCCUGCGAAUAUCCGCAGUUGCACCGAAGUGCCUCCUAUUUUCCCCAAAGUACAGCUCAAUUAAAAAUCCACUACGACGAUGACGAUUAUGUAGCAUUAAACGUAGCGGACGAGUUGGAAGAAGAGGAAAUCUUGAGCGGUCCCGAAAAGAUCGAGGCACCUCGGGAGAAGUAUCACCGACCCCGUAGAAAGAAAAAACGGAAACGACGUAAGGUUAUCAAUACUGGUCCUCAAGAAGAGCUCGUCGAUCCUGAAGAACUUCCGCCACGCGCACGUUGGACGAUCGUCGCAACUGCUUGCCUCCUUCUUACAAUGUCUUUGCUUUUGGUCGGAGUUACACUCAGAAUGGCGCCGAUUAUCGACGACAUGGUGCGCAGAGAAAACGAGGAAUUAUUGAAUUCUCUGAACAGAGUCUUCGUAGCCGAAAAUUCAACAGUACCUCCAUAG